Messenger RNA from Drosophila hydei, 635 nucleotides. RefSeq names its product C-type lectin 37Da-like. Gene Ontology annotation, cellular component: external side of plasma membrane. Bases 23 to 562 code for a protein of 179 amino acids. NCBI's taxonomy places the organism in Eukaryota, Metazoa, Arthropoda, Insecta, Diptera, Drosophilidae. The record is from RefSeq and is a predicted model, not a curated record. Gene Ontology annotation, molecular function: carbohydrate binding. Gene Ontology annotation, biological process: biological process involved in interspecies interaction between organisms. The transcript has 2 exons.
UCAAACCACGAGUUGUGCCAAGAUGUUUGCGAAGUACGUUUGUGUUCUGCAGUUUUUCGGUUUGUUAGCCCUAUGCAGUGCAUUUAAAUUACAUCCAGUUAUAACACCAGAUAUUCCAGCCAACACCAAUUUAACAACGGGCCCAUUUGUGAGGAUCGGAAGUGGAUAUUACUUAUUCGAGUUGAAAAACUGGAGAAACUGGUACGAAGCCUAUGAAACUUGUCGUACGAUGGACGCUGAACUGAUAACGAUAGAAACUAUCGAGGAAUGGAAUGAAAUCAAUCGAUAUAUGCAAGAAACGAAAAUCGAUAACUCGUACUGGACCUCCGGCACUGACCUGGCCAAAGAGGGAGCCCACGUAUGGUUUUCAAGCGGACAACCCAUUAAUAUAAAGGUCUGGGCUAGAGGACAGCCCGACAACGCAGGCAAAGUUGAGCACUGUGACGAGCUGGGAUGGAAAGGCAAUAAUACGACUGGAUUAAACGAUGGCCCUUGUGCAUCACUUAAACUCUACAUCUGCGAGGCGAAGCAGCCUGUAACUGCUUCAUUUGUUCUUUGGUAACUAUUAAGAAAACUUAAGAAAAAACGACAUGAAAUAUAUGAACAGUGCGACUUUUAUUGGAAGUGAAACUACA